Molecule: messenger RNA, 765 nt
Organism: Erigeron canadensis
Lineage: Eukaryota; Viridiplantae; Streptophyta; Magnoliopsida; Asterales; Asteraceae
Exons: 1
Coding region: 1-765 (254 amino acids)
Source: RefSeq, a predicted model, not a curated record
AUGAUUAGAGAGGAGGUGGCUCUAAAUGUUCAACGAGAAUUUGAAAAGAGAGAUGGAAAAGGGAAGGGUAAGAAGGACAAUGAAGAUGAGGAGGUGGAAGUAAUGGGGGAGAAGUUCCACAAGAAGAAGUUCUCUUUUAAGGAUUUUGAUGUGUGUCACCCUCCUGAAUAUCAUGGUGACCUCAACCCCAUCGUUUGUACCAGAUGGGUGUCAGAGAUUGAAGGGUCUUUUCGCACCAGUCAAUGCCCUGAGGAUCUUAAAGUGGUGUAUGCUGUGAGCAUGUUGAGGGAUAAAGCGAAGAGAUGGUGGGACAAUUUAUUGUUGGUGAAGAAGGAAGCACUUGAUAAUGUGGAUUGGCCUGAGUUCAAGGCCAUGUUCUAUAAGGAAUUUAGAUCAGAGGCGGAGGUGACUAGGUUGAGGAGUGAAUUCCUCAAUGAUUCUCAAGGAACCCUUAGUUUGACGGAGUUUCGUGCCCAAAUUCUUAAUAAGGCACAAUUCUGUCCCGAGUUCUUAGAGAAUGAGCACUUGAUGAAGGAGCAGUUUUAUAUGAAGUUGAAGAAGAGUUUGAGGGAGAGGAUUAGUUUACGUCAAAUGGAGUCUUUCUACAUGUUGUGUGAUGUGGCUCGAGAUUACGAGAUCGAGCAAACUAGAGUUGAUGAGAAUGAGGUGAAGAGAAAGUAUGAUGGGGAUAAUUCGCCAAAUAAAAGGUUUAAACAAGAUGGUGCUUCCAGUAGUAAUGCCUUUAGAAGAAAUGCUCCCUUUUAA